Molecule: messenger RNA, 3257 nt
Organism: Thunnus maccoyii (southern bluefin tuna)
Lineage: Eukaryota; Metazoa; Chordata; Actinopteri; Scombriformes; Scombridae
Gene: smim14
Product: small integral membrane protein 14
Exons: 5
Coding region: 384-710 (108 amino acids)
Cellular component (GO): endoplasmic reticulum
Source: RefSeq, a predicted model, not a curated record
CACAGCUCAACAGGAAGCGUUAGGACGUUUACAUUAGCAAGAUACAUGUCUGGCUAAAGCAAAGCUAACAAAAGUUAACUACUAACCCCACAGAAACGACAUUUGACAAGCGGUAGCAAAGCAUAAUACACAUUUUAAAUAGCCCCUCCACUUGUAUACGAGUAGCUGAUUAACCUUUAAUAAGUUUGUUAAGUUGGUGGACGUUAUAGCGGUUAAUGCUAAUGCUAGCUGUGGAUGAGCUGUCAAAAUAACGUGACCGUUAGCUCGCUAAAAGCUGCUAACCCAAACUGACAGUAACUUACAGCUAACGUUACGUUAGUAAACACUUGAGGACACCUUGAAUGAGGCGCGCCCAUAAAAAGGUGAACACCAUCUUGUGAGACAUGGCCGAGGGAGGCUUUGACCCUUGUGAGUGCGUCUGCACCCAUGAGUAUGCUAUGAGGCGCCUCAUCAACCUGCUCAGGCAAUCUCAGUCCUACUGCACAGACACAGAGUGCCCACUGGAAUUGCCAGGCCCAGGUGGGUCAGUCGGAGGAGGUGGAGGAAGUGGUGACCUGACCCUCCCCUUGGUUGUGAUGGGAUGGAUGGUUCUGGCUCUGCUCCUGUUCCUGCUGCGUCCGUCCAGUCUCAGGGGUCCCCGUCCCACAGGCAAACCCACUGGACCCCACAAUAGAGAUGGAAGAGAGCCCCCAGCACCACCUGUUGACUAGCAGUGGAGCCAAAGAACCAUCACUCAUCCACCUGCUCUUGACUGGAGCUGCACAGUAUCAAAGCUCUAGUUGCUGUGACUGGAACAGCGUCCCUCUCAACCUUCAUACAAAUAUCUUUUUUUCUUUUUUUCCCAUUCUGAUACCAUUGUUUUAUCGGGGUAGAUCUUUCUAUGAUUCCUGUUACUAGAACCCAACUGUUACUGGAUUUUUGAGGCCAGCACGUAAAAAUAAUCUGAUAUACUGUAUAUGAUGAUGCAUGGAUUAUUCUUCAGCUUCGGUUAUUAUUGGUUAAAGAUAUGAUCAGUUAAUGUCACGGGAAAUUUAAUUACUAUACAUAAAAACACAGUUACAUCAAAAACAAAACCUGAAUUAAGAGAAAUAAGCACUAAAAUUGUUUUGCAUAUAAGCCAACAGUGAUACAAUAUUUCUGUGAUAAGCUGAUAUCCAAUAAUAACAUUGGCCGACAAUAUCGGCCUGUUGAUAUAUCACUUGGGCUCUGUGUGACUUCACCAAGUCUUCAGUCAGAGGGUGGGGCAUCGUUCUGAGUCAGUCUCUGAUCGCAGCUCUCAGACUCAGACAUGAAGUCAAAAUUAAGGAAUGUGUCACAUGGGUUGGAGGAGAGGGAAGGGGUAGCCAAGAAUCCCCUUUUGGGCAGAUCAAAUUGUUGUUCCAGUGCUUGCUGGGUAAUGAAAGGUGGCGGCUUCUUCAGACUCUCUGAAACAUUCCACUCUUUCCACUUUAAAGUCACAAACUCCAAAACAGUGCCAGUAAUGAUGUCGUAUCACACCAUACUUUUAAAUUGCAUAUUUAAACCAGCAGAAUGACGAAUUUGCUAAAUUCAUCAUUCUUAGCUAAAAAUGCUACAUUUAGAUUUGGUCUGAUUUAAGAAUGGAUUUUAACAGAGUAAAUCUGUGUUUACGUAAAGGCCUCGAUUAAAUUACAUAUGUGCCCCGGCCAGUCACUUUAAGUAUUAAUCGGUUUGAUUAUUGUAUGGCAAUACAUUUGCAAUAAGUUAUUAGUUAUUCAAUAAAAUUUUAACAACAUAUCAGAUGCACAAAGCAGAAGUAAUAAUUCUUACAGACAAGUGACAGGUCUUAAUAAGCCUGUAAUGAGGUUUGCUUUGACUGUUAAAUGUUCACAUUUCACACUCAGUUUACACAGCUGAGAUGAAAUGAAUUGCAGUCUUAAAAACAGGGUAUAAUCAGUGUGAAAAACAUUAUACUCAGCACAAACAAAUCAUCAUAUUAAUUAUUCACAUUAGAAUGAUUACAUGUACUGUAAUUGUUUUGUGGUUAAACAAAGGAAGUGAUAUAUUCCUUUGUGUAUAUUGAACCUGAUGUAGUAGCCAGAAAUGAUAUUUUAUUAGCACUUUUCUUGUGGUAUAUAAUUACUUUUGAAGGUAUGUUGUACUGAUUUUGUCCUUGUGGCGACGAGAGCCUGUUUUCUUUUUCUAUAAAGAAUCACAGCAGUCUGUGAUUAAUUGGAGCAAUCCAAAGUUUCUACUUCACAACAUCUUUAUCAUAUGUCAAAUCAGUGAAAAGGAAAUUAGUUAAAAAGGAGCAUUCUAGAGUUUUCAGUGCCAAUGUAAAUUUUUAGUUCUGGUCUCAAAGCUCAUUUAGAAAUCAACUUUCUUGAGACAGAAUAGCAAUAUUUGAGGUAAUUUUUUAUUUGAAAUCUGUGAUGGUAAAAGCAGGAGGGAAUGAUCUGCAGUAGAACUUCUCUGUCAUGUUUUCUUUUCUAUCCAUCUGCAUGGUUCACACUACAGGGUUUUUUUCUCACAGGAUUAGAGUAAAGGUUCAAAUACAAUUCGUGGCCAGAAAAAUAGAAACCCCUAAUGCAGACCGAUGCAGUGGUGAAUGUUGUUUUGUUCCAUAAUCAUUUGUGUAAAUGUUAGUGGAUAUUUAAAACUCAAACCCUAGCCUCAAAGUUAUCAUAGAGUGGAAUUAACACUCAAGAGAAAUGGAAAAUCAUGAUAAGUGGUAUUUUUAUACAUCCAUUGUUGGCUAUUGGGAUGCAUUACAUCAUACAGGGUUUUCUGUUUUCUAUUCACUGACUAAAUUUUCUGAACGUUUCCACUUUCUGGCCCUGUCAUGGUGGAAACGUGUUUAUAAAAGUGUAUCAGGGCCUCGGGAUAUGUUCCAGACUACCUGUGAUAUCAGAAAUGAGACAGAUUUGUCUAAAAAUUGAAGGUUCUUUCUUAAACGCAUGGUGUAAGAGUUCAAAACCUGGAUAUGAUCUGUAACAACUGUGGGCCGAGUUGUGAGUUCAUCUCAACAGUCUUUAGUCACUGGCUACUCUUCAUUCCCACAUCGGUGAAUGUACAGUAAAAUUCUUUGUACAGUCAGGGAGGAACUAUAAUGAAGGAAAAGAUCGGGUUAAACAUAAAUAGUUGUAUAUAAUGAAGAGUGAAGCCAUACUAGAUUGUUGAGAUGAACGAGUAUGUGGUACCACAGGAGACCUCAAUUUACACUGUUACUGUCUGAGAAAAAGGGCUUCAACUAUGCACUUUUCCUAUAACAAAACAAAAAAUAAAAAGAUUGAAUCAUG